Messenger RNA from Ictalurus furcatus (blue catfish), 5238 nucleotides. RefSeq names its product phosphatidylinositol 4,5-bisphosphate 3-kinase catalytic subunit gamma isoform. Gene Ontology annotation, biological process: cell migration; phosphatidylinositol-3-phosphate biosynthetic process; phosphatidylinositol-mediated signaling. NCBI's taxonomy places the organism in Eukaryota, Metazoa, Chordata, Actinopteri, Siluriformes, Ictaluridae. The record is from RefSeq and is a predicted model, not a curated record. Bases 307 to 3681 code for a protein of 1124 amino acids. Gene Ontology annotation, molecular function: 1-phosphatidylinositol-4-phosphate 3-kinase activity; 1-phosphatidylinositol-3-kinase activity. The transcript has 10 exons. Gene Ontology annotation, cellular component: phosphatidylinositol 3-kinase complex, class IB; plasma membrane; phosphatidylinositol 3-kinase complex, class IA.
UCGUUGUCACACAGUGGCCAGUAAGUGGAACUGGUUAUAAACACAAAGCAGGCAGAAAUAUACUGCACUGCAUACAGCAAAGUAUUUUAAACCAGCAUUAUAGUGUUGGGAAGCUCCCUUUAUGUAGAACCACCCAUGUGAUUAAAAAUCAAGAUUUACCAUAAACGUAACAGAGGUGUUUUUAUGUGAAAUGAAUGAGGAAGAAGAUUAUGAGAUUUUUCUUCCUUGCAGGUGUAAGGAAUGAGGAAGUAGAAACCCACACGGCAAACAUCCCCAUUACACUGAACUCACUGUAAGGGAAAUGAUAUGCACAUACGCCAGAGACGGACUGACAAAAUCGCAGGUAUGGCGAUGAAAUCACAGAAAUGUCAGCAAAAAGUAUCUACAUCUAAAGUAACUUCUGAACAUCUGCACUGCGCUGAGCACAGCCUGGUGUUUAUGUGCAAGUUACCCACCAGGGAGGGACCUCAGGUUGCAAGGGUACAAGAAGCUGUAGAAGUGAAACUCCCAGCCCAGUGCACUGUAGAGCAGCUUCGCCUGGUGCUUUGCAUGUGUGUACAGGAGACCAAGAAGUUCCAAGAUCCAUUCGGGCUUCUUGAUCCUGAAAAGUAUAGUCUAUUGUACACAAAAGGGGAAGAUCAAUAUGAAAUUUAUGAUGACUGUCAGGUGUUGAAAACGCUGGAUGCACCCUGGUUUCAAAACAAUGAGGGAUACCAAACAGUCCAGAUUACAGUAUUGGCAAAGCAGGAUAACCCGGAGGAGAGGAUGGAAUACCAGCAGAUUCUAACUGAACUAAUUGGUUAUGAUUUUGACUGUGCAGCAGGCAAUCGUUUGAGUGAGCUGAUUUUCACACGCAGAAAGUUUGCCACACCACGUAAGGAAGAAUUACAACAGCGGGAUCCUGUGGCUUAUGCUACAGAGCCUUGGACAACUUCUGCACCAAUUCCAAAAGAGCAGCAAGAUCAACUCAAACGCAAGCUAUCAAUAAUUCUAUAUCACAAUGAUAUAAGUGUGCAUGUUAAAGCUGAUUUGUUUAAUACUCCUAGUGACCUCCUUUUGGCUCUUUGGGAAUCAAUGCCAUCAAAAGACCAAUGUUUUUUAAAAUGGUCAGCUAAUCAUGUUCUCAAAGUCUGUGGCAGAGAGGAGUUUCUCUGUGGAGAUUUCCAACUUUCUGACUUUCUCUGGGUCAGACACUGCCUGAAAAACGUGAAGGAGCUUCACCUCAAAGUGGUUUCCAUAGCCUCGCUUCCAGAUGAUACAGUAAAAAAGGAAUACUGGCCCCAGGUUGACAGUCUUACGGGUCUCUCUAGUUCCCAUGAAGAAAUCUCAUAUGAGGGGAAAGAAAUGGAAGAAAUUGUAAUGAUAUCCCUUUGGGAUUGUGAGAGGAACUUACGGGUGAAGCUCCUUGGGUUUGAUAUUCCUGAGUUGCCAAUCAAAACCCCUCAGUAUAUUUACGUAGAGGCUUCAAUUAUUUAUGGCAGUAAGGUGGUAUCAUCAGUUUGUUCCUCACCAAAGGAAUUUGUAGAAGAGGUCUUGUGGAACACUUGGCUGGAGUUUGAUCUCCCUCUGAAAGAUAUCCCUUGUGGUGCUAAACUAGGCUUCACAAUUAAUGCCAGUAGUAUGGAUACAGCCCCCACUAGAGAAUCCAAGUCCUCUUACCCUGGAUACAAAGUUCCAGAUUACCAGAAAGGAAAAGGCAAAGUAUUAUAUUUUGUAAACCUUCAGUUGAUUGACCACAGAUCUCUCCUAAGCCAAGGGUCCUACACAUUGCAUAUGUGGUCCUUCCCAGAACAGGAAGAAGAAGCAUUCACCUAUGAGGCAGAUAAACUCUCUACUGCCACCAACCCUGAUGUGGCCAAAUCCAUGGCAAUCACAUUUCUACUUGAUCGCUACAGUUUCCCUGUUGUGCUACCCCAUAGCAGGGUGUCAUCCAACAUCACACCCUCUACUGUAUUAUCUACUUCAUCCAAUCCCAGCUCUACUCUUCAUGUAACAGCAUCCAGCCAAUCCUCGCCAGGUCAUAUGACUUUGCAAACAUACUCUUUAAACAAAUACUCCCUAAAAAGGUUCAGAGAAGAGAGUGUUCGUUAUGCUUCAAACCUUCCUCAGUUUCUUCGCACAGUAGACUGGUUGAAGCCCAGUGCUGUACAGGAUGUUCACUGGCUACUGAGUCACUGGGAGCCUGAUGACUUGGAACUGCCUGUUGCUUUGGAGCUGCUUAGUGUUGAUUACACAGAUGAGAAGGUUCGAAGGUUGGCUGUCCAAAGAUUGGAGAUGAUGUCCAAUGAGGAGGUGCUAAGAUACCUACUGCAGCUAGUACAGACCCUCAAGGUAGAACCAUACCAUGACAGCUAUCUGGCAAGAUUCCUAAUUCAACGGGCACUCAGGAGCAAGCGAGUAGGACACUUCUUCUUCUGGUACUUGCGGAGUGAGGUCGCAGGUUGCCCAUUUUUCCGCCAGCGUAUGGCGGUCAUAUUGGAAGCGUACCUCCUGGGCUGUGGUGAGGCUAUGCUGACGAGUUUACAGCAUCAAGUUCAAGUUGUCAAGAUCCUCCAUGAAGUGGCUAUCAGGGUGAAAACAAUGUAUCCAGAAAAAAGUACUCUUUCACCCUUAGGUAAUAAGCACACAGUUUAUUUCAAAAUUCAUAAUAAAAUGAAUGUAAUUCUUACUGAUGUCUCUCUUGUGUCAGCUGCUCAGAAACUUCAAGAAAUACUGCAGGAGUAUAGUUUUCCUCCUGAAUUCCAGGUGCCUUUUGAUCCAAGGGUCAGGGCAGGUGCAUUACUUCUGAAGGAGUGUAAAGUGAUGGCUUCCAAAAAGAAGCCCCUCUGGCUUGAGUUCUCCCAUGUGGAGUCAGAGGCUUCAGCUGGUUGUCCAGUGGGUAUCAUCUUUAAGGAAGGCGAUGACCUCAGACAGGACAUGCUCAUCAUUCAGACACUGAUGGUGAUGGACUCAAUUUGGCAGGAAAACUGCUUGGAUCUCAACCUGAUGCCCUAUGGCUGUAUCUCAACAGGAUAUCAAAUAGGUAUGAUUGAGAUUGUGAGAGAUGCUGUUACCAUUGCUGCUAUUCAGAGGAUUCAAGGUGGGACAACAGGAGCAUUCAAAAAUAACGCCCUGUUUGAGUGGCUCAAGGGAAUGUGUCCCCUACAGGAGAAGCACUAUCAAGCAAUGGAGAAGUUUGUCACUUCAUGUGCUGGUUACUGUGUGGCCACGUAUGUGUUGGGCAUUGGUGAUCGGCACAAUGACAAUAUAAUGAUAACAAACCAAGGGAAUCUGUUCCACAUUGAUUUUGGACACAUCCUGGGCAACACCAAGAGCUUCUUGGGUGUGAGCAGAGAGAGGGUCCCCUUUGUCCUCACUCCUGACUUUCUGUAUGUUAUGGGUAGAGUGAAUAAACAUUCAAGCCUCUACUUCCAGAGGUUUAAGGACACUUGUAUACAGGCCUACUUGUCUCUGCGCUCUCAGUCCCGCCUGCUGGUCACACUCUUCUCCCUCAUGUUGCUGACGGGAAUCCCCGAGCUCAGCACAUCACAGGACAUGCGCUACCUACGUAAUGCGUUACAGCAAGACCAGAAUGAGGAAGAGGCACGGCAGCACUUCCUGCAGCAGAUUGCUUUAUGUGAGCAAAAGGGCUGGACUGUUCAGGCUAAUUGGUGGAUCCACCUGAUGGCUGGCAUCAAGUAAACUGAAGGAGCAAUUGAUGGGAUUUUGAUGUCUGAUGUGUUGUUGUUUUUUUCCCCUUUUGGAUUGCAUAGUGCAUUUAUAUGUUUACUUUGGCUUGUGUUGUUCAAUGUGUUGUUCAAAGUGUCAUGCCAAAAGUCUUGAUAACUAGCACUAAUGAAUAAACUGGUGUUUAUAUACAAUUCCAGAUAUUUUCAGAAAAACAUAUAAAUAAGUGCCAUUAGCAGAUAUACACCAUCAUAUCAAUCUCACAUUCAUCUUAUUAGCCAUAUAAUAGUAAGUCUACAGAAUUGUGAGAGUAAUGAUUGAGUGAAACAGACACACUCUUUCAGCAUCCUGCACCAGUCUACAAAGUUGAAGACUUUUAUGACCAUAGAGGGCAGUGUGACAAAGUAUAACAAGUGAUUCAACUUUUUUUUUUCAAAAGAAAAAAGUACAAAACUACACUUUCAUUAAAUAAUUCAUCUUAACCACUAUAUACUGGUCAAGGUCACAGUAAAACCAGAGUCUAACCCUGGGAAGAGGUGGGACUACACCCUGAUGGUGUAACAUUAGGUGUGAUGUUGUGUAGAAUCUACGUCAAUCACUGGGCACCAUGCACACACACACAUUCACACACUCAUUCAUGCCUAUCUGCAAUGUAGAGGAGACAGUCUACCUACUGGAAUGUUUUUGGGGGGUGGGCGGAAACCAGAAAACCCUGAGGAUACCCACACAGAGAGAACAUGGGAAACUCACACAAACAUUAAUCUCAAGCUUCAAGUUCUCUGGAGGGGUGAGAUGGCAAUGCUACCUGCCCUUAAUGCUGCUGCUACUACUACUACUACUACUAUAAAUAAUAAUAAUAAUAAUAAUAAUAAUCCAUCCAUUUUCCAUAUUGCUUAUCCUACACAGGGUCGUGGGGAGCCUCUUCCAGGGGACUCAGGGCACAAGGUAGGGUGCACUCUGAACGGGUGCCAAUCCAUUGCAAGGCACAAUCACACACACACACACACACACACACCAUGGACAAUUUAAAGAUGCCAAUCAGCCUACAAUCCGCGCAUGUCUUUGAACUGGGGGAAGAAAACUGGAGUACCUGGAGGAAACCCCGGAAGCAUGGGGAGAACAUGCAAACUCUGUGCACACAGGACAGAAGUGUGAAUCAAACCCCAAACCCUGGAGCUGCGAGGCAAAUGUGCUAACUACUAAGCCAAUGUGCCCUAAUAAUAAUAAGAAGAAGAAGAGGAAGAAGAAGAAGAAGAAGUUCACAAAGGUAAAAUCAUCCCCAUACCCCCAUUUGCACAGGCAUUUAUUGCCUAUAGUGUUAUGUUCAUUUAUGCAUCUAUCAAUGCCAAUGAUUCAGUACAUGUCUGCAGGAAUGAAACCUUGGUGUGUUUAAGAAAAAUGAAGAAGACAAUUUUUGAAAAAGAAAAAGUUUGGCAGCUUAAGGAAAUUACAUGCAUUUUCAGUAAAUCAGACCAAACAGACUCCCAUUACAGCCAGCAUGCAGACAGUAGUGAGAAAAAGGAGGGGUAUUUCGGGGCUGCAGGAGUGUUGUCAGUAGUAGGUGGGGGGCUG